UCCCUUGAUGGUCCUUCCCCACCCAUUGUCCUCACUCUGCUCAUGAUCCGGUGUAGUCACUUCGUAGAGCAGUCCAUAACAUGAACAAGCAGCCUCCCAUCAUGCCGACAUUGCGAGCCAUGCUCUACACCAGCUUUACCCUCACCACUCUCCCGAUUCGUAUCCUCGGCAUCCUAAUCUACUACAUCCCCAAGGUCACGCGUCCCCAUCCGGCAUGGACCUACCGUCAAGCCAUCGGCUUGAAGAUCUUCGCCAUCUGGUGGAACUACGCAACAGCAGUGGAAUACCGCACACCGAAAACCCUCACUCCCGGCCGUGAAGGGCAGCGCUUCGUAGUCAUCGAUCCACCCUCCAACCACCCAGCCCUCGACCGCGGCAUCCUCCGCAGCGUGCCCUCCAUUCACCCCAACCCCAUCGGCGCAGUCUGGUACCCUUCCACCCCCUCCAAACCCCCCAGCCGCGUAAUCCUCCACUUCCACGGCGGCGCCUACGUCCUGGGCGGUGCCCGCCGCAAACAAAAUGGCUGGGGCCCUCGAAUCCUCAGCCAAUAUAUGAACAUCCCCGUGCUACAACCGCAGUACCGUCUCUCCGUUGAAGAAAACGCCUCGUUCCCCGCGGCUCUCCAGGACGGAAUUACAGCUUACGUAUAUCUCCUGGAUACAUUGGGCGUGGCACCCAAGAACAUCAUUCUCUCCGGGGACUCAGCGGGGGGAAACCUCGUCUUGGCAAUGCUGCGGUAUUUAACUGAGGAAGUCGAUGCGGGGGUACCGGUACCGUUACCGUUACCCUUACCUGGGGCGGGGUUAUUGUGGAGUCCGUGGGUGGAUUUGACGGAUCGGGCGGCAUGGAAGGUCGAUGGGCAUCCCUGUCGGGGGAAUGAUUAUUUGACUGGGAGGUUGGUGGAGUGGGGGUGAGACGGGUUACGCCGGAUGGAUGGGAGAGGGGACAUCGGUUUUUGAGUCCGUUGGGGAGGGCGUUUCGGGUUGGGACGCCGUUGUUUGUGCAGACGGGGACGGCGGAGGUGUUGUAUGAGGAUCAUGUGAGGUUUGGGGGGGAGAUGAGGGGGGUGGGGAAUGAGGUUGAGAUGUG
Molecule: messenger RNA, 1089 nt
Organism: Aspergillus ibericus CBS 121593
Lineage: Eukaryota; Fungi; Ascomycota; Eurotiomycetes; Eurotiales; Aspergillaceae
Product: alpha/beta hydrolase
Exons: 1
Coding region: 81-914 (277 amino acids)
Molecular function (GO): hydrolase activity
Source: RefSeq, a predicted model, not a curated record